Coregonus clupeaformis (lake whitefish) is the source of this 3048-nucleotide messenger RNA. Its product is annotated as myocilin. The record is from RefSeq and is a predicted model, not a curated record. Bases 379 to 1749 code for a protein of 456 amino acids. The transcript has 3 exons. Gene Ontology annotation, cellular component: Golgi apparatus. Gene Ontology annotation, biological process: osteoblast differentiation; signal transduction. NCBI's taxonomy places the organism in Eukaryota, Metazoa, Chordata, Actinopteri, Salmoniformes, Salmonidae.
GUGACGAAAGACCAGAGAGAGGGAGAAGAGACAGAACAAUAGCACAACCAAAAGAAAGAAAGGAACAAAAUAAAUAUAAUCACUAAGCAAAGUCAGAAAUAAAGAGACCACGCAAAGAAUUCAACAGGACAUAAACCUGAUCUCAGCUGAAAGGUUCCAUCACAGGUCCUCUGAUCUGUCAGGAAGAAAGAAAGAAAGAAAGAAAGAAAGAAAGAAAGAAAGAAAGAAAGAAAGAAAGAAAGAAAGAAAGAAAGAAAGAAAGAAAGAAAGAAAGAAAGAAAGAAAGAAAGAAAGAAAGAGAACAACUCCUGAAGGACCAAGAGAGUGAUCCAGUCUGAGACCCAGGUGACCAGGUGAUCCAUCCACCCGUCCUCCAGAAUGUGGCUACAGGUAGCCUUGUGUCUGUCCUGCCUGGUUCUGGGCUCCAAGAGCCAGGACAGAGCCUCCCUGAGACGCUCCAACGACCACACCGGGCGCUGUCAGUACUCCUUCACCGUGGACAACCCUGCCGAGGCCAGCUGCUCCGGGGCCAGUGGAGGACCAGAGAUGGAGGGGGUGAAAUCUCGUCUCACCCUGCUGGAGGCCCUGGUCAGCAGGCUGCUGGGGGGCGAGGGAGCCGGGGGACAGGGGCCAGGGGCUGGGGGUGACAAGACCAUCCAGGAAGCGUAUUCCCAGGCCAUGGGAGAUAAGAGCCAACUGCAGGAGGACAAGGAGCAGCUGAACAGGCAGGUGCAGGGGCUCCAGAGGAUGGUGGACGAACUGAGUGUGGAGGCUGAGACACUGCGACAGAGACCCUGCCACCAGCCCCAGGCCGCUGGAGCAGGACUCCCACUUCAUGAGCUCAACCAGAGACCAGCCAGCGACGCUCUCUAUCAGGAGAUGAAGGCUGAGGUGACCGAAGUCCCAGCAUCACGUCUCAUUCAAGACGCUGGGCAGAACCACACAGGCUGUGGUGAGCUUGUGUCUGUGGGAGAGCCCGUCCUGCACCGAAAGGCCGACAGCAUCACAGGGAAGUACGGGGUGUGGCUGCAGGACCCUGAGCCCAUGGCCCCUCCAUACGGAAACAAGACGGUGUGGCGCAUCGACACAGUGGGCAAGGAUGUCCGCCAGCUGUUCGCCUACGAGGACAUGGAGCAGUUUGCCAAGGGCUUCCCCAUGAAGGUUAUUGUGCUGCCAGAGCCCGUGGAGAGCACAGGGGCCACCCUGUACCGCGGCUCCCUCUACUACCAGCGCCGACGCAGCCGCACCCUGCUCCGCUACGACCUAGCUUACGAGAGCCUGGCGGCACGCCUGGACCUCCCCCACGCUGGCUUCCACGGCCAGCACCCCUACUCCUGGGGCGGCUACACAGACAUCGACCUGGCGGUGGACGAGCAGGGUCUGUGGGCCGUCUACAGCACCAGCAAGGCCAAGGGAGCCAUCGUGGUGUCCCAGCUGGACCCUGAGAGCCUGGAGGUAAAGAGGAGCUGGGAGACCAACAUCAGGAAGAACACAGUGGCUAACUCCUUCAUGAUCUGCGGUCGGCUCUAUACGGUGGCCAGCUACACCGCCCCAGACACCACCGUCAACCACGUGUUCGACACGGCCACCGGCCAGAGCCGAGCCAUGGCGGUGCCUUUCAAGAACCGCUACCGCUACAAUAGCAUGGUGGACUACAACCACGCCCAGAGGAAGCUCUAUGCCUGGGACAACUUCCACAUGAUCACCUACGACGUCAGGUUGGGGAGACUCAGCAGAAGCAGCCAAUAAGAGAAGGCUGGGCAGAGAUGAUGGACUGGUGUGGCGUGAACUCAUACGCUGUUACUAGAAUAUUAUCAACCAACAACAUUACUAACAGCUUUAUAAUAAGAUCGUAGCAGGCCUCUGUCUGUGUGUGCUACUCUGUCUACUAGAAUACAUUUUUUCUACUAAUGUAAAUAAGAUGAAUCUUACAAUAACAAAAAUGGCAGGAGAUUCACUAAGGUGGAACUCCAUGUAAACAAUCUGAGAUAUUGCUCUUCCUGUAUUAUAUAUGAUAUCUUUUACUUAUUUUAAUUUAAAAAUGAAUUGUAUUGUGUCCAUGUUGAGUCUAUAUUCAAGUUGUAUCUUCACUAUUGUGUAUUAUAUGUGCUCCAAUUACCAUUUGUAUGGCAUUUUAUCUCUCAAUAAAGAUUCAAAUGAUAGAGAUCCCUAAAAAGUUGAUCAGUCUGCAUUUGUUCAAUAAAUUACAGUUGAACAAUUUGCACAGAGCAUUGUUGAAAAUGCCACCCAAGGCCUUGACAUGCACAGUAAACUACAGAAUAAGCCACAGUGCACAAAGAGAAAAGCAUUUCAGAAAACAGAGAGACGAUGCAGGUUUGUUUUUAACUGGUCAUGUGGUGCUAUCUGCUGGCCAGUAGUUGACAUGUCUAGUAUCAGAUCAAGGAGUUGUAAUACAUUAGCUAAGUAGCCUGGAAUCUGCACUGAGCCAUAUUCAGUGUGGAUUCUAGGCUAACAUCUAUGUGCCUAUAGAAUAGUCCGUAGGUCUAUAGCUUAGGUGCUGAUUACUUCAUCAACCUAGCCUAGAAUCCAUGUGUUUCAUCAACAUAGUACCACUUCAUCAACAUUGCAACCGGAGCUAUCGGACAGAGCUAGCAAGUCUCUAAUUCUGACCUCCAUAAUGGCUUAAAUCAAGUGUUAUGUAAACCCCUAGGGAAAUUUGUGUUGGGGUGGGGGGUUUCUAUGGAAUGUUGGCAUGGGUGGGCAUUCAACAACACUUGGGAGGGUAGGUAUCACUAGGGUGUUACCACCGUGUGUGUGUGUGUGUGUGUGUGUGUGUGUAGCAACACUGUAAGGGGACAUGGUGAUGUGUUCUAAUAAUGACAGUCAGGAGAUGACACUCAGCAACAGCUAAUGGAAACUUUGCUUGGGGUGGGUAUGGUACCCUUCCACCCACACACACAGACAGAGACAUACACGACAAUAGGGCAAUACCACCGCACCCUACUGUUUAUGGAAACUGAGCUGCCGUGCUCUGCAGACAAUGGGUCGCUUAGCCAGGAACCAUGCUUGCUUUUUAUAUCUCUCAUU